Ascochyta rabiei is the source of this 798-nucleotide messenger RNA. RefSeq lists its product as uncharacterized. The record is from RefSeq and is a predicted model, not a curated record. The transcript has 2 exons. Bases 1 to 798 code for a protein of 265 amino acids. Lineage: Eukaryota; Fungi; Ascomycota; Dothideomycetes; Pleosporales; Didymellaceae.
AUGGGAGUCUUGCAUCUUAUCUUCGGGUUCCUUAGUCUCGUUUGCUUGACAUCCGCAGCAUCGAUAUGCGGGACUGUCGGGUACCACAACGAAACGACGCUCAGCUUUUACAUGGGCAAUUUCUUUUACAGUGCUCCCUCGACGUUCACACUUUGUGCUGCAUUCUGUAAGACAGACACCAGAUGCGAAAGCUUCCGAUACUCAAGCGACAGCACCAACCAGUUCUGUGAAUUCUUCGACGCUAGUCUGAGCGCGUACUUUACGCCCGACUCAACGUCGCCGUACUACUACUAUGAUAUUGAUUGCCCGUUUCCGCCCUUUGGUAGUGCAUCAGUGAUCAGUGCCGUCACGACGACAUCGACGCCGCCAGCUUCGACUAGUACAGGCACGACGACAACUAGAGCGGCAAACCCCGGGACCAACUGCGCGGCGACAACAGCAACCACAUCCGUUCUAAGAUUCGUCACGGUGACAGCUAUUAGCGUUACAACCACAACCACAACAGCAACCUUGACAAGCACCUUGACAGCGACAGUCACAACGCCUGUGCAGAACUUCAUCACAGUGACAGCUCUCAGCAUCCUGCCUACCACCACAACAACCACCUCGACGAGUAUCUCGACGACGACAGCGACAACAUCCGUGCAAAGGUUCGUCGUGGUGACAGCUGUGCGGGUAGCGACGAUCACGCAAACCGCACGGACAACCAGCACCGUGACGGCGACGAGAACCGCGACGGCCACCAGGACCGUGACUGCGACCAGGACCGUGCCCACGACGACGACGGGGCGAGUCUAA